This is a messenger RNA of Trichoplusia ni (cabbage looper), 411 nucleotides long. RefSeq lists its product as uncharacterized. The record is from RefSeq and is a predicted model, not a curated record. The transcript is spliced from 2 exons. Bases 51 to 374 code for a protein of 107 amino acids. Lineage: Eukaryota; Metazoa; Arthropoda; Insecta; Lepidoptera; Noctuidae.
AUAAUAAAACAACAAAUAAUAUUCAUAUACUCAAAAAUUAUCAGUAAACAAUGGCGCAUUUCAAAAACGCUCUCAUCGCUGUGGCUUUGUGCAUCCUAGCCAGUGCUCUAGCAGCGAACGCCAUAUCUGAGGAAACACAAAACGUGGUUAUCACGACAAAUGAAGAAAUUCUUGCACAAAAUGAUUCUGGAAAACAAUUUGAUGUUCAAACACUAUGCUUUGCCAAGCCUUUACACAACUGCUUGGACUGUCGAACAAGGCUAUUCUGUUGGGAACACGGUGGAGUCAGAGUAAGGUGUUAUAAUCCUUUCGCACCGUACUGUGUUAAUGGAAGGUGCUCACAUAUACCUGACAGAGGAUGUCCUAAAGUGUAAUAAAUUUAAGUUUUUGAUAAAAUUUAUAUUUCAAAAU